Girardinichthys multiradiatus is the source of this 2400-nucleotide messenger RNA. Its product is annotated as CD209 antigen-like protein B. The transcript has 7 exons. Lineage: Eukaryota; Metazoa; Chordata; Actinopteri; Cyprinodontiformes; Goodeidae. Gene Ontology annotation, molecular function: signaling receptor activity. Bases 142 to 1533 code for a protein of 463 amino acids. The record is from RefSeq and is a predicted model, not a curated record.
CACCAAUCAGAUUGGUAGCUCCAAAACGUAGAUUUGACUUCAUUCUUCCCUGCUUUACACCAGUUUCGUCGUACCAGUUUUUCCACCGUGCUCGUUAGCUUCUUUGCCAGAAGAGCUUCGGCUCAUUAAUCAUACAGAAAAAUGAGCGUGGAGUACCGAGCUUCCAUAAUAAAUGAUAUGGAUAUGGAUAAGAGUGAAAUUUCCUACAAAAAGUUUUCCACUGAUGGAGGAAAGAUUCUCCUUGCAGUUUACGCCCUGAGAAGCAACCGCUUUAAGGCUGCUACCAUUGGCCUUGGGCUGCUGUGCGUUGUGCUGGUGGCUUGGAUCAUAGGUCAGAUGGUUCACUAUCACAAUGUAAAACAAGACAAUCAGAACAAACUGAAAGCCCUUAAUGAAGACAAAGAGCAGCUGGAAAUAAACCUGAAGACAGUGCAAAAAGAGAAAAAGGAUCUUGAAGCCAUUCGCAUCCACCUACAGGAGUCUAAUAAUUACUUAUCAAAUACAAGAGACCAGCUACAGAGCAAUAACAGAGAACUAGCAAAUGAGAGAAAUGAACUUAAACUUAGACAAAGCCAGACAGAGGCCAGUAACAGUGCUUUAAACAAAGAGCUGGGACAGCUCAAAGACAGUAUAGCCCAGCUGCAGAAAGACAAGAAGACCUUGAAUGUAGCCCAAAUCAGCUUCAAGACACAAUAUGAUACAGUUGUCAAAAGCAAAAAAGAGCUACAGGCCAGUUAUGACACUGUGACUAAAGAAAGGAACAAUCUACAGAACAAAUUCAACAAUGUGAGCAGAUCAAGAGAUCAGCUCCAGCUCAGUUGCAAUGAAAUUAUCAAGAAGGUAGAUGAGCUACAUGACAGACAUAACAUCUCCAUGAGUGAGAAAGACAAACUCACAAGCAGCCACGAAAACCUGACAACCGAGUUCAAAACAUUGCAAGACAUGUACAACAUACUGAGGAAAGCAGAAAAUGACUUGCAGAGUUCAUAUGCAUCAGUGCUGAGGGAGAAAAGUGAGCUUGAGAGCAGCGUUAAGAAUCUAACCGGAGAGCGAGACCUGCUGAAAGCAAAAGCUGACAACCUGACUGCUGAGCAAGAGCAGCUGAUGGGGACUAUCGACAAACUGAAUGCAACUAUUCAAGAAAAGAACUGCAGUGCUGGCUGGAAGAAGUUCGGGUAUAGCUGCUACCUCCCCUCUACAGUCAAAAAAACCUGGACACUAAGCAGAGAGGACUGCAAAAAUAAAGGAGCUGACCUUGCAAUUGUGAACAGUAAAGAAGAAAUGAAUUUCCUCAACAGUUUGUACAGCAGUGACAAAGAAGUUUGGAUUGGUCUGACUGAUGGAGGAGUGGAAGGACAGUGGAAAUGGGUGGAUGGAACACCACUGACUUUAACGUUCUGGGCUAAAGGACAGCCCAACAGCCAUCAAGGGAGGGACCAGGACUGUGUGGAGCUUUGGCACCGUGCAACAGGGGAUGGUGAUUGGAAUGAUGAGAACUGUAGUUUAGAACAAAACUGGAUCUGUGAGAAGUAGCCAUCCUUUGCAGCAGCACUGUUUGUUUCAAAGAGUAUUAUAUACUGCUAUCCAAAAGACAUACAAUCACUUAAUUCAUGUGGAAGAAGGUAUUCUACUCAGAUGAGACCAAAAUCAAACUGUUUGGUCUGCAUGUAAAAUGUUAUGUGUGAGGAAAACUAACAAUGCUAUGAGCACAACAUCCCCAGAGUGAAACAUGGUGGUGGCAGCAUCAUGCUGUGGGAAGGUUCUUCUAGAGCAAAUAUAGUAGUUGUGAACUCCCUAGUGUUUACACAAGGUAAAAAUUUACAGAAGAACCUCCCAUUUUGGUUAUUCUUGAAAGAGUUUUGCAAUCCUCUUUCAAGAACAUUUCAGUUUUAACUGCAGACUCAUCUCCAUAUUUUGACUUGUGCAGAUAUUUCUUUUUAAAAUGGAGCUUGCAUAGAAUCUAUUUUUUUUUCUUCUGACUGGUUGAAUCAAAAGUCAAUCUGAAAAAGGUUUUACUUACCACAGUUUUGUCCAGUUGUUCUAAGGAAUAUUUAAAAGAUUUGAAUGAUGUUUUGUGUUAUAUUGAUAAAAGAGCUGAAUGAAAGUACCUUCAAAAAGCUGUAACUUAUUUUCUAACCAAUAAGGACUUUAAGUUUGUGAACAGGUAAUAACAGUGAGAUAUUUUUUUUUUUUGGGUGAACCAUAACAUGAGGGACCCGACAACUAUUCACAAUUAGACAAAUAGCUAGAAAUAGUACAAUUUCUUCUGUGAAUAUUACUCAUUUUCUCUAUUAAUCUCUUAAAGGCCUUCAGAUUAGAAGUUGUGCAUGUGUUAAUACCAAACCAAUGUGCGGUAGUGAUACCUUGAUUCAGUGAAUAAAUUAUUGUGUGUUAUGUGUA